AUGGUUUCUUUUUGGCCGUGGGGGAAAGAUGACUCCUCCCCGGCAUCGUUCGAGAAGGCACUUUCCGCUCUCUCCGCCAAGAUUACAACCACCCAAACGCGGCUCGACCAGGACCGGGCGAAAUCGAGACGGAUCAAACUCCUUUGCUCGCUCUACCUCGGCUUCGCAUACUUAGUCUAUGGCAUCGUUUUGGUAUUGGUCGUGGGAUGGAGAUAUAUGGGAGCUUGGGAAUGGACGGGCAUCGCGGGCGGUCCGGUUCUCAUUACCCUUGUUCGCGCUGCCGUCACAACCUUCUUCGACUACCGCAUUCAGAGGCGGAGCGUGCGACUCAAGGAAUAUCAGACGGAGCGCGCCAAGACUAUUCAAAAAUUGAAGGACGCGACAAAGUACGAUUCGACUCUGGAGCUGCUAGAGAAGUACGGCGAGACAGAGAACAAACAGAAAAGGGGGAAGAAGACAACCGACGGAAGUGACCCUGCGGAGCAAAACAACGAGGGACAAUCGAAGGCGAAGGACUCGGGGAUGCCCCAGCGCACGAACAUGCCACCCCCGCCCACGGCCAACAUUCAACGGCCUCACAUCCCCCGUCCCGGUACUCCCCAAUCCAGGCCGCACAGCAGGCUCGGUACCCCGUCUCAACAUCAGACCAGGCAAUCCGACAUGGAUGCAUCAGCCGAAUUUGCGCCCAAUGCAUUUGACGGAAGACCGGCCCCUGCAUUCAUGCAAUACCCGCCCGCCGCAAUGGCUCCCCCUGCCGAAUCGCACUGGUACGACCGCAUAUUGGAUACUCUCUUGGGCGAGGACGAGACGGCUGCCAAAAAUAGAAUUGUCCUGAUGUGUUCUAGCUGCCGCUUGGUCAACGGCCAGGCACCGCCUGGAACAAAGUCAUUAUCCGAGCUGGGCAUGUGGAAGUGCAUGGCCUGCGGGGCUUCUAACGGGGAAUUGGACGAGGGAAAGCGGCUGGUACAGGAAGCUCUAGGACGGCGAAACCUCCCCGACCUCAAAGUUGAGAGCAUUGACGAUAGCGCCAGCAGAAGUUCGAGCGACCUUGUCGAAGUGGAGAAGGAUAUUUCCGAUGUUGAGGCCGAGGGGAAAGGAGUGGUCACUGACGGACCACGGAAACGGAGAGGAAAAGGAACUCGCUAA
Messenger RNA from Chaetomium globosum CBS 148.51, 1146 nucleotides. RefSeq lists its product as uncharacterized. Gene Ontology annotation, biological process: endoplasmic reticulum tubular network organization. The record is from RefSeq and is a predicted model, not a curated record. The transcript has 2 exons. Bases 1 to 1146 code for a protein of 381 amino acids. Gene Ontology annotation, cellular component: endoplasmic reticulum tubular network. Lineage: Eukaryota; Fungi; Ascomycota; Sordariomycetes; Sordariales; Chaetomiaceae.